Apis mellifera (honey bee) is the source of this 1623-nucleotide messenger RNA. RefSeq names its product cyclin-K. Bases 205 to 1449 code for a protein of 414 amino acids. Gene Ontology annotation, biological process: positive regulation of DNA-templated transcription, elongation; regulation of transcription by RNA polymerase II. The record is from RefSeq and is a predicted model, not a curated record. The transcript has 8 exons. NCBI's taxonomy places the organism in Eukaryota, Metazoa, Arthropoda, Insecta, Hymenoptera, Apidae. Gene Ontology annotation, cellular component: cyclin/CDK positive transcription elongation factor complex; nucleus. Gene Ontology annotation, molecular function: cyclin-dependent protein serine/threonine kinase activator activity.
GAUGUACUGCAGAUAAAUUCACAUAGUAUAUAUUUUCGUGGUGUUUGUAGAUUUUGCAAUUGUUUAUAACAAACAAUUUGGAGUAAAAACUUACUAAUAUAAUAAACUUUAAAGUUUUUGUUUAAUUGAGUAGAUUUUAUAUGUUUAAUGGAAAACAUAUAAAUAAAUAAAAAAGAAAAAAGUUUUAUAUAUUGAACAACAAAAAUGCCAUGCUGGUAUUAUGAGAAAAAAGAACUCCGAAAUACACCAUCUAUUCAAGAUGGAAUUGAUUAUGAAACAGAAUGCAGAUAUAGAAAAGAGGGUGCAAGAUUUAUUAUUGAUACAGGUACAAAAAUGGAUUUAGGAUAUAAUACAAUGGCAACUGGAGUUGUUUAUUUUCAUAGAUUUUAUAUGUUUCAUUCAUUUAAAAAUUUUCCAAGAUAUGUUACUGCAUGCUGUUGUUUACUUCUGGCAGGAAAAGUAGAAGAAACACCUAAAAAAUGUAAAGAUAUAAUAAGAACUGCAAAAUCUUUGUUGAGUGAGCAAAAAUUUAUGACAUUUGGAGAAGAUCCAAAAGAAGAAGUUAUGACAUUAGAAAGAAUUUUGUUACAAACUAUUAAAUUUGAUUUACAAGUUGAACAUCCAUAUAGUUACUUGUUAAAAUAUGCAAAAUGCCUGAAAGGUGAUAAAAAUAAAUUACAAAAAAUGGUUCAAAUGGCUUGGACAUUUGUUAAUGAUAGUUUAUGUACAACAUUAUCCCUGCAAUGGGAACCAGAAAUUAUAGCUGUUGCUCUCAUGUAUUUGGCUGGAAAACUUAGUAAAUUUGAAGUGGUAGAUUGGAAUGGAAGGCAACCAAAACAUUUACGUUGGUGGGAUAUGUUUGUUGAGGAUGUUACUAUGGAUCUUCUAGAAGAUAUAUGUCAUCAAGUAUUAGAUUUAUAUUCACAAGCUAACAACACAAAGCCACCAGAUUCACCACCAUUGACACCAUCUAAUGAACCAUGUAGAGAUAGAACUAUAACAGCACCUCCUACAGAAUCAGCAUCUACUACACCAAAUGUUACACCAGGAAAAGUUACUAAAGUUGAAGCAGCUGCAGUCUCUUCAAAUGGAUGUUUAACUACAGAUACUACAGAUUCAAUCAAACCAAUGGAUGUGCCAACACAUUUUCCAACAUAUCCAGCCAAUUAUGCACCUAGUAAUAUUAAUAUCAAUAUUAAUUAUCCACCAGCAUUUCCCCCAGCAAAUGUUUCUGUACCUCCUCCUCCUGUAAAUACAAUGAAUCAUAUUGUUCCACCAAUGCAUCAUAUGGGUUCCUCUGGUACCACUAGACCUGCACCACCUGCUCCUACUACAACACCGGCACCAUUUCAACCAUAUCCUUAUCCUACAAAUGCCUCAUAUUUUCCUCCAAAUAAUCCAGUACCUCCAGCACCUACACCGCGUACAUAUUAUCCACCACAACCUUAACACAUACAAAUUUGCAAGCUCAAAUAUAAAACAUUUGUUUGUGUAUCAUUAUUAUAACUAAAAUUAUUAUUGUCAAAAAAAUAAUAAUUAAAUUCUUGUAAAUAUUGUAAAUAUGUGAAAUUUAUAAUUAAGAAUAGUAUUUAAUUAUAAAGCUUUUAUAAUUAUAUGAUAUUA